Alligator mississippiensis (American alligator) is the source of this 2999-nucleotide messenger RNA. RefSeq lists its product as uncharacterized. The transcript is spliced from 5 exons. Bases 811 to 1851 code for a protein of 346 amino acids. The record is from RefSeq and is a predicted model, not a curated record. NCBI's taxonomy places the organism in Eukaryota, Metazoa, Chordata, Crocodylia, Alligatoridae.
ACGGGCCAGGAGAGCCGGCUGGACUUCAAGGAAGCCUCCCUGAGCGCGCAGGGCCGGCGCGCAGGCGGAGCCGGGCUCAGCAGGGAGCUCCUCGGGAACAGCUCACGGUACAGCCGCUUGGAAGAAGAGGAAACCCGGCGGAGGAGGAGGAGGAGCGGGGAGUGUCAGGGCAGGCGGGGAGGCAGGCGGAGCGCAGCUGGAGCUGACGGGGCACGAGAGGGGUGUCGGCGCAAGAGGAGGGCCAGGCCCGAGGAGGGGGCAGCCCGGUGCCGGAGGAUGCGAGGCAGGCGGAAGUGCUCCAUGCCUUCUUCGCCGGCCUGGCACAGGCGAGGGCUGCGCCGGGAGCAGCCCCGGCGCUGACAGGACAGGCUAGGGGCUGCUUAGAAAGGCUGGGCAGACCCGAGUCCAUGGGGCUGGACGGGAGGCACCCAAGGGUGGUGGCUGCUGUGAUUGCAGAGCUGCUGGCCGUCAGCAACACGGCGAUCAGGAGAGAGCCCGGACGACUGGAAAGGGGCAAACAGCGCCCAUCUUUAGGAAGGGGGAGGAGGACCCAGGGAACUACCAGCCCCACCUCCGUCCCUGGGAAAACCAGGGAGCAGAUGCGCAAGUCCAAGCACCUGGAGGAGAAGGUGGUCGGGACCAGUCAGCGGGGACUCCCGGGGCAAGGCAUGCCCGAGCACCCUGCCCGCCUGCCAUGACGAGGUGACCGGCUCUGUGCAUGCGGGGGCCGGGCAUGUGGCGCACCUUCAUUGUAGCAAGGCUUGGAUACGGCUCCUGCCUCUCGCAGGCAAGAGAAGGAAGCGCGGCUGGAUGACUGGACGGGAGGCGGUGGACAACUGGGCUCAGAGGGCAGGAGUAGUGGCUCUGCGUCUAGGCGGCAGCAGGGAGCACGUGGAGUGCCCGGGCGGCUCUGUGCAACACUCAUCGCCGGCCUGGACGAUGGCACCGGGCAGUCUGCAGCCGAGCCCAGGCUGGGGGAGCCGUACAGGCACUGGGAUUCCGGGAGACCGGGACACGCUGGAGGACUGGGGGCUCCUGCGGCCCCCGGCGCUGUCGGACAUCUCCCAGCCGGAGUCAGUGCCCGUGGGGAGCAGAGUCACCCUGAGCUGCCGCAUUUCGGGGCAUUUCCCGGCAGAGCUGAGGGUGACCUGGCUCCGGAAGGGCAAGGGACAGGCUCCAGCCAUGGCCCUGCCAGACUCUGAUGACUACAGGAUCCAACCGGGCACGGCCGUGCAGGCGCCGGAUGGGAAGAGUUUCCAGCAGGAAACAAGCCUGAUCUUCACCCCGUCGGUGCAGAGAGACCAGGGCGCCCGGUACAUCUGCCGCGUGCGGCACGUGGCCCUGGAGCAGCCCGUGGAGAAGAGCAGCGCGGAGCUGCAGGUGACAGGUCUCAUGUGGGCCCUGGAGGUGCCAGAAAUCUCCGGAAAUGUCACCUCCUUGAGGCACAAGCACGAAAGGGUUGAGCAUCAGCGCCGGGAGGAGCCCGAACCUCAACAGACGCCAAGUUCGAACUCCUUUGGGCCCCAGCAGCUCCGAGUUCAGGGACACGUGUCCCAGAUCCACACGCUGCCCAAGGGGAAUGAACCAGAGGAAGUGCUGUUUGCCAUCCGCAUAGAGCGCUACUACCCCCAGGACAUCCAUCAGAUCCAGUGGAGCUGGGACGGGGACGGCGCUGGGAGGAAACUGCCCCUGAAAACCGAAGAGAACCCAGACGGCACCUUCACGGGGACGAGUGUCUGGAUGGUGCCCAGGAGGAGCACGACCCGCCCGGGGCUGCGAGUGCGAGUGUCUGUGGUGCAAACCCCUGGAGACCCCCCGGUGGAGAGAGAGCUGUGCACAGGCGUCUUCUGAACCGCACAGGAUGCAGCGCACGAGCCCCGCACCCUGCCCACAACCAGGUACACCGGUCUCUGCCACACGCCCCCGGCCUCUCACCUCGCCUGGGCCUGCCCCGGGCACACGCUUGUCUGGACGGUUUGGUGAGGGCUGGAGCUGCUGUGAGCAGGGGCUGGACGAGAGGAGGCCUCGGGAGGUCCCUUCCCGCCCCGCUUCCCCGUGAUCCUGCCACAACCGACUCUGGGGACGGUUUUACCCAGCGCUGGGACCCACACGGACACAGGACGGGAGAGCAGGGCUGAGCGCUGCCCUCGGGACCCCGGAUUCCCCCAGCCUCUCACAGCAGCAGGGCUCACCCCACAGUCCUAACGUCACCUGGAGGAGCGUGGGGCGGGAGAGCCCGGGGGGACCAGCCUGGCGCCUCCAGCCAGGCCCGGGGUGGGGAGAGGGGCCCGGCGGGACCCCACCACGAGGGAAAUCUCGGAGCCCCAAAAUGGGGUUGGAGCUGGCAGUAUCUGCAGGGCUCACCAACCACUCGGCCGUGCGCGCCGCCCCCCCCCCCCCGCUCGCUCCUGGGUGCUGGGGCCACGGCUCUAAGGCCGGGCUGGGACCAACACCCCACUCCUUUUCCGGGACUGGGGUUCCCAGCUCCCCGGGCGGCUGCGACGCUCCCCCACACCAGCGGGAUGUGGUGAAGGCCUGGGUCACCAUGCGGGGAGUGGAGCCGGGUGCUGUGCUUGGGGGGCGCCAAACCUGCCAGGUGCUGAGCACGGGGCAGGAGUCCCCGGGGGGGCACCCAGGGCGGGGGGCACCCAGGAGCCCCUCGGCCCCUGCCACCUGCUCCCUGAGUGGCCGGGUCCCCCCUCUCUCUGCCCACCGGAGGGGCUGCACUCAGGGACGGGGCUGCCCGGCCACAGCUCGCUCCCAACCUGCUCACUGCUUUAGGGCAGAGGUGGGCAGUGAUUUUGCCUAGGGGCCACUCAACAGGUUUGGGUGCGAUGUUGAGGGCCGCACAUAUAACACCUUUCAGAAGAAACCAUUUUAAGAAAUCGUACCUAUAACAAGCAAGUCAUUUACUAAAAGUGAAACAUUUACUUAGCCUCUGCUAUGGUUCUGCUAUCACGGAUUUUCAUUUUCUUUCAAAAAAAAUUGUUUUGCCCUGA